AUACGGGGGAUCUUUGUCCUUGUAUGCGUAUGUGUGCGUGCGUGCGAGUGAGUGAGUGCGAGCCUACCUACCUAUGUGUGCCUCGCUACAUCAUCAGCACGUCCCGCCUCCUUUUCAUGGAGGAGGCUCGGAAUACGCGGCGAUGAUGGUGUGAACAGACGUGACUCCGUGCCAUCACCUCUACCACCACCGCCACCAUCAUCAUCACCGCCACCAUCAUCACCACCAUCAUCGCAGCAGAAAAAAAUAAAACUCAAUUGCAACGACUCAUCGGCUAGCAAGCAAACGUUGCGCGCGUGUGCGCGCAUCUCACGUCGGGAGUGCGAGAGGGGGGAGGGAGGGAGAGGGGGAGAAGAGCGAGCGAGAAGGGGGAGCGCGAGGAAUACGCGAGAAUGAUGGCGCAGAUAUCAGGGGCUCCCGUUGCUGGCGCGGUGUGGCGCACAGGACGCCCGUGAAAGCCAGGCCGAGGCAAGCGAGCCGAGCCAGCGAGGGGAGCCAGCGAGAGGAGCCCAGCCCUACGAAUGCCUCUCUGCGCGCUAUUGCCCACGGAAGCCGCCGACGCCGCUGUUGUGAUGUCUGCCGCUUCGCGAGCCCAGUCGGCGGGACGCGCCGAGGCAGAGGCGCCAGAGUCAGGCCGGCGAAUUCCAUCUGCGGCAGCGGCGGCGGCGGCGGGGGCGCAACUGAAGCGCGGCGGGGAUUCCUCCCGCAUCGGAGACUGAAUUGAGCAAGCAAACGUGCACGCGUACAUACACACACGCACACACGCGUACGUAAAAACACACACGCGCGCGUUACACAGACGUACGUAAACACACGUCUACACGCAUAUAUCCCACACACGCUCUCAAACAAACACGCGCACACACAAAACAAGCAAGCGAGGAGCCCGGGGCUCGCAUCUCAACCCACGGACCGAGGACAUCCAAAGCACAACGGGCUCGACUCCCUCUGCUGCGUACACGCGCCGCUCCCUCCGGGCUGGAAGGGUUAACUCGGGGUGAGAUAGGGGAGGCAGGCCAGCCGGCCGGCCAGGCAAUUGAGGUGGACCUGGUGGCGAGGUUGGACUCCAAAGGUUUGUUGACCAUCUCCGUCUGCAGGCGGCUAGCUUGCACGGUGCGUGUCUGUGAGCGAGCGUGCGCGCGUGCGGUUCGUGAGUGAAUCUCCGUCGCCGCUGCCGAUAUGGGCAAGGAUCAGGAGCUCGUACAAGCCGUGAAGAACGAAGACAUCGCCACCGUCCAGCGCCUUCUGAACCGGAGCAAGGCCGGGCGAGCGAAGCUCCUGGGCACAACCAAGAAACCGAACGUCAACUUCCAAGACACAGACGGGUUCUCCGCGCUCCACCAUGCGGCUCUCAUGGGAAACUCGGAGCUCAUCUCCCUGCUGCUCGAUGCCCAGGCAGCUGUGGACCUGCGUGACAACAAAGGAAUGCGGGCGCUGCACCUGGCGGCGUGGCAGGGCAAGGCGGAGCCGUCGCUGCUGCUGCUGCGUGCCGGAGCCUCCGUCAAUGCCCAGUCCGAGGAGGGGGAGAUCCCCCUGCAUCUGUCAGCCCAGCACGGCCACCACCAAGUGUCAGAGAUGCUGCUGCAGCACCAGUCCAACGCGUGCAUCGUCAACAGCGCCAACAAAACCCCGCUCGACAUGGCCUGCGAAUUCGGCCGCGUCAAGGUGGCCCAGCUGCUGCUGAGCAGCAACAUGUGCAGCGCCCUGCUGGAGGGGAAAUCGUCCGACAUCACGGAGCCCAACAGCACGACUCCCCUUCAUCUGGCCGCCAAGAACGGACACAAGGACAUCAUCAGGCUGCUCCUCAACGCCGGCAUCGACAUCAACCGGCAGACGCGGUCGGGCACGGCGCUGCACGAGGCGUCGCUCUACGGCAAGACAGAGGUGGUGCGCCUGCUCAUCGACGCCGGCGUGAACGUGCACAUCCGGAACACCUACAACCAGACGGCGCUGGACAUCGUGAACCAGUUCACGGGAUCGCAGGCCAGCAAGGAGAUAAAACACAUGCUGCGCGAGGCCUCUGCAGUUCUGCAGGUGCGGGCGGUGAAGGACUUCAGCAAUGUAUACGACCCCGAGAGCCUCACGGUCAAAGCCGGGGACACCAUCACGGUGGUCGGGCAGCACCUGGACGGGCGCUGGAAGGGGGUGGUGCAGGAAGCUCGGGGCUCCGAUCGAGUCGGUUUCUUCCCUCCGACCAUCGCCGAGGUCAUCAACCGUCGCACAGCGCACGUGAGUCCCAUGAAGUGCCGUCAUCCUCCACAGCCCGUCGCCGUGGGCGCCGGUAACCACGGCAACCCCAAAUCUCCCAGCAUUCCCUGCUGCGUAGCCAACGGCAACACAGCCGUGCGGCCAGGCUCCCCAUCCAUCCAGCGGGUGGCGGAUGGGGGCGGCUCCGCACAGCCAUCCCCCUCCUCCAGUGAGGACAUCUGGGUUCUGCGGAGGCCCCUGUCAGGGGACAGACGCAGCAGCGGCAGCACGGGAAGCGCCGUGAGCGUGCGCAGCUCCGGGAGCGGGCAGAGCAUGGGCAGUGCCAACGGGCCCCCACCACCGCUCUCGGGCCCCGCCGAGGGCAGCAAGUGUGCUUGGAUUGCUGAAGGCUGCCUGCUGGGUGUGUCGCAGCCCUCUCCGCUGCUGAGCCCGGCCGUGAACGAGCACGGAGAGCCGUCAUCAGGCAGAGCCCACGGUGCAGGAGGUGUCCCUGUGUGUGAGCAGCCUCAGGGAGACCUCACCAAGAGACCCCAUCACGUCUUGGAAGGAAAGGACGCAGAGGCGAUCUUCCAGUGGCUCAGCGACUUCCAGCUGCAGCAGUAUGCGUCCAACUUCAUCAGCGCCGGCUACGACGUGCCCACCAUCAGCCGCAUGACCCCGGAGGACCUCACCGCUAUCGGAGUCACCAAGCCCGGCCAUCGGAAGAAAAUCUCCGUCGAGAUCGGCAAGCUGAGCAUCCCGGAGUGGCUGCCAGACUACAAGCCGGCGGAGCUGGGAGAGUGGCUCUCCAUGAUCGGGCUGUCUCAGUAUCAACGACUGCUGGUGGAGAGCGGCUAUGACAGCGUGGAGUUCAUUACGGACAUUACUUGGGAGGACCUGCAGGAGAUCGGUAUCACUAAGCUAGGCCACCAGAAGAAGCUGAUGUUGGCCGUGCGCAAGCUGCUGGAGUUGCAGCGAGCCGAGCGAGCCGCGUCGGGCGACGCCAACUCCCCCGAGCGCCGCCCUCCGCGCAGGGUCCGCCUCGCCUCCGCGAGCCAGGACAGCGGCGAGAGCCAGGACGGGCGGUCGGGCCGCGCGGGCGGCGCCCGAAGGGCGAGCAGCCCCCGCGUGGGCCGCUCCGGCACGGAGGGCGCCCUCCCCGAGGAUCCUCCGUCGUCUCCGUCGUCUUCGUCGGCGACGCUCCCCGGCGGAAAGUCGACGGGCAUGCAGGGCAAGCCGCGGAGCUGCGGCGGAGGCGGCGGAGGCGGCGGAGGCGGCGCGUCGCCGUACAAGGCCUUCACGCCGCCGCAGACACCCACCCGCUCCCGCCCGGCCUCGCCGCUCGUGCGGGCGGCCACGGGCGGCGCGCAGCUCGGCCUCUGCUCCCCCGAGCGGCCGCAGACCCCGCCGCCGGCGUCGGGGGCCGCCGCGCCGCGCCUGCAGUCGCAGCGCUCGCUGCCGCAGUCGCCCACGCGCAAGGGCUUCGCGUACGUCCCCGCGCAGCACCUGGAGGGCGGCGUGGCGCUCGUGGCCACGGGGAGGCUCGCCCAGCCCCAGCCGCAGCCGCCGCCGCCGCCGCCGCUGCCGCCGCCGCCCGGCGCCCAGGCGCUGCCCCUGCUGCGGCUGCCGGCGCAGGGCGCCGAGGAGGAGCUGGGCGGCGCCGAGGGCGGGUGGCGGGCGGGCGUGGCGGAGCCGUCCGACCAGCUGCUCGGCGAGCAGCAGGCGCACUGCCUGGACCUGGCGACGGCCGCGCUGCACCAGCAGCAGCAGCGGGUGAGCCGCAGCCAGUCGGCGCGGGCGGGACAGUGCGGCGGCGGCGGCGGCGGCGGCGUCGGUAUCGGCGUCGGCGGCGUCGGGGGAGGCACGGUUGACCGCAACGUGAACCGGAGUCAGUCGUUCGCCGUGCGGCCCAAGAAGAAGGGGCCGCCGCCGCCGCCGCCCAAGCGCUACAGCUCGGCCAUCACGAGCACGCAGUUCGGCGACGCGUUCGAUCGCGACCGGGCCGCGGAGGCCGUCGCGAUGAUCGCGCCGCGUGGGGAGGCCGACGGCCCGGCGGCAGCAGCGGCCGAUGCGAGCGAGGACAGCGGCAUCGAGACGGCGAGCGCCGGCAGCGUGCGCAGCAUCGCCGCCAAGCUGGAGAUGACGUCGCUGGGCGGGCGCGGCCGGGGGUUGAGGCCGGGGCUCCUGCAGAAGCCGCUCAGGGUGGACAAGCCAUCCCCGGCGGCGGCGGCGGCGUCGGCCAUGCCGCCCGUUGCCAUCGCUCGGCCGCUCGUGGCACGGGAUGGCGGCUCGGACGCGGAGCAGCAGCAGCAGCAGCAGCAGCAACGGCACAGGGCCAAGGCGGUCAGCGUGCGCAGGGAGAGGUCGGGCGACCGGCCUCCGCCGUACGAGACGGCGACGCUGCCUCGCGUCAGCCGGCUCUCGUCGCGCUCGAGUGUGGACAGCGAGGAUACGCUGAGCCUGAUGCACGCUAUCAAGCCGCUGCCCACCGCCAGCCUGAGCAUCGACGAGCCCAACAACCACGUCGUCGCCGCCGCCGGCGUCGUCGGCACCGCCGCUGCGACCGUCGCGCCAUCACCUUCCGACGGUGGUGGCAGCCGAAAGCGCACGCUCAGCGACUCCAGGUCGCACUCGCUCAAGGAAACAUCACCAAUUAAAGAAGCAUUGCAGCAGCAGCAGCACAAGGACGAGGCUAAGUCGGACACGGAGGAGGAGGAGACGGCGGUGGCGGCAUCGCUGGGCGGCCCCGCGGCACUCGCCGAGCGAUCGCCCGCCUCGUCGCAGAACAGCUCCUCUGAGUGCAUCCCCUUCGCCGAGGAGGGGAACCUCACCAUCAAGCAGCGGCCCAAGCCCAAGCCCAGCGAGGACGACGACGACGACGCCGCCGCCGCUGCCGCAGCCGCCGGCGACGGGGACGGGGACGGGUCCGCCGCGUUCGCCGAGACGGAGCGCGGUGCGCCACCGCCCGCCGUGGGGGGACAGGCGGAGGAGCUCGCCGCGGGCUCUCCCGACUCGGAGUCGGAGUGUGCGGGCCUGCCGGAGUUCUAUCUCAUCGAGUCGGACACGGUCAAACGCAGGCCCAAGUCCAAGGACCAGAGGGAGCAGCCUCAGCAGCAGCAGCAGCAGCUGCUGCGGGCGAGGAAAUCCUCCAGCGGGGGAGGCGAGGUCGUGGAGCGAGCGCUGGCGGACUGCGCCGUCGAUCGCUCGGCGAUGAGCGGCGGGAAGCCGGCGCGGCAGCGGCCGUACACGAUCGCCGAGGCCGGCGCCGGGGCAGAGGCCGCGACGACGACGACGCCGCCGCCGCCGCACAUGAGCGGCGCGCGCACCGACUCGGCGCUGGCUAGUCACGCGGCGGCGGCCGCCGGGUCGCCCGUGGCCCGCGCCGCCGACCUGCUGGGGGCAGCCGGCGCGGAGGCCGGGAGGCACGGCGCGGAGGCCGGGGGAGGGCGGCCGCCCAAGCCGCCGCUGUCGCCGAAACCGGCGUUGGCGUCGCACGCGCUCAAGAGGCUGGGGCCGCCGGCGCCGCCCAAAAAGACGUUGCUCCUCGCCAGCCCAGAGUUUCGGAGAAAAGGUGUACCACCUCCAGUGGCCCCCAAACCUCCGCUAGCCUUGAGAGCGGGAGUGACUGGCUGGUCUGCUGGCACCCACCAAUCAGUACCAGCGGGACAGCAGCAGCAACCACAGCAACAGCAGCAGCAGCAACCACAGCAGCAGCAGAAACAACAACAACAACAGCAGGAGCAGCAACAGCCGUCAUCCGCGAGUGGUGGCACCGGCGCCUCUCCGUCGCCCAACAAACCCCCGCUGAGCUCGUCCAGCAGCCCCCCGUCGGCGGCGUCCAGCCCGGCUCGAGCGGGACAGGCGGUCCCGUCCGCGGCGGCUCCGCGCAGCCCGCCCGCCGCCGCCGAGACGCCGCCGCCGCGGGCGCCGGCAAAACCGGCGAGGGAAGGGGAAGCGGCGGCGGCCGACGCCAAGGCCGGGAGAGCCGCGGAGGUCGGCGCCGAGCCGGGGAAGAGCGGCGCGCGGGCGACCGCCGAUGACGGGGCGAGGGCGAGGAUGGGGAGCGGUGGCGAUGGAGCCGCCGCCGCCGCCGCCGCCGUCACUGCCACCGCACCGUCGGAAAACCCACGGGACGCCGCCGCCGUCGCCACCAAGUUGGCCCCCGGGGAAUUGGCGCAGCAGCCAUCGGCCAGGGAAGGCACAGGUGAAGCCAACCAUUCCGGCAAGACUCCAAGCAGACCCGAGCUGUCUCGGGACGCCCCUUCCCUAGAGGAGCGCAUUGAACAGCUGCAGAGACCAGAUGUCGCCUCGGGAGAGCACAAAUCUACGGGCAGCAUUCUGGACGACAUCGGGACCAUGUUUGACGAUCUUGCCGACGAGCUGGACGCCAUGCUGGAGUAACGGAGCCGGUUGGGUGCCUCCCUGUGCCACGCAGCAAAUGGCCCCGCGAAGGAAGUUCCACCACCACCACAUUCCACCUGCCCCUCACCACCGCCACACCCCACCGCACCCCGUCCGGCCCCACCUCCCCUUCCCUCCAACCCUGACCUCACCCCUAACCUCACCACUGACCUGACCCCUGACCUCACCCAAGACCUCACCCCUGACCUCACUCCUGCACCACAGUUGCCCCCAAAUCUGCCCCCUGGAGCUUUCGCUGUGAGCGUGAAUGAAUUUGCUCCUCUCGCCCCCUAUCAUUUUAUCCAGUUCUUCCUUUCGGACUCGCUGCGUCGUUUUGCUGGACGUUCUCUCUGAAGCCCCUUGUCUCCGCUCGUUCUCCGGUCGACUCUCGCCGUUCACGUCCCGUCACCGUGAAGCCCAUAGAGGCAGAGGGCCGCUCGUGAAACGAGGUGCAACGAAAGAGGGAAGAGACACGGACGGGCCUGAAGUUUGGGGGGGGGGAGCGGGCGGGGGGGGGGGGGGCUUCUUGUGCGCCCUCACGAAGCGAACGAGCGCCGUCAAAAUUCGGGCCUUGUAUUGCCGCUUGCGCCUCGUUCCUGCUGGCACCAAACCUCUCCCACGACCCCUGGCGAGGCCUCCCGAGGAGCAGCGUCGUGGAGGAAUUGACCAGAACAGUCUUUUUCACUGGCACGUCACUUCAUUGUCUCACUCCUAACGCCACUGUCAAGGUCAUCAUCGCUCUUAGGAGCUGCAUGCCGUGAUGCCACCUCAGAGUUGAGGACGAGGUCUUCCACGCCUGGCCUUGCUCUUCUCAACCGCGCUGCUUCCUACUGCCUCGCUGCAGAACAGAAUCUUUCCUCAUUCUCCUCCUCAUCUCCCCGCACGGCUUUACUUUGGAACUGCCGUCCUUCUGCCUUUCCGACCCCAAUUAAGGCCAUCAGCCCUCGGCCCAGCAGUCUCGCUCGAGUUCUCACCGUUGCUAGCCACAUCGCAUUGAAAGCUUCAGGGACUCUACUUAUCAACUGCAUUUUGGAAGCACAGGAGAACUUCACUGGGGACGAUGGCUCAACGGUUGCCGGUCGGUGAAGAUGGGAGGGCUCCACAGAGUUACGUUCACGAGCUUCGGACCUUCUUAAAUGGCUCGUGGGAGUUGCGCCUGGGGAAGGAACAAGCGUGGGGCAGUGCGGGGAGUUUGUGUGUGUGACACCGGGUGGCACCGGGGAGUGGGGCGAGAGAAGAAAGCAAGUGGAGGGGCCUUGGAGGGGGAAGUAUUUUGCGUGCUGGAAGUCUUCGGUUAGUGCAGCGCAAGGGAAAGAAAAAACACAAACGCAAACCCAGCGGAGGCGAUGACCAUUAUUGGGUUCUUCACGCCAAGUCUUCAAAAGCAUUCGCACGUGACUAUGAACGACCACCCCCCCCAAGCUUCAGCUAUGAUGUGCCCCAAACUAAACCGCCACAGGCUUUGCAUUGGGAACUUACCAUGGGUGGUGGGUGGUGGUGAGAGGUUUCAAGCUGCGGCAUCAGAAAACUCACCUCGUUUGACGCCGCAGCAACAACAUCAUCGUCAACGAAUCACGGGCGGGGGGGGGGGGUGACAUUAAGAGAACCAUGGAGCAGAUGCUGAGGAUUCAAACUGACUUGUAAAUGAAAAUAUCCUAGCAGCGACAGCAGAAAAUUAAAGAAAUAGAAGGUGGGAAGACAAAUUGAAUAAUUCCCAGGCACCGGCCCUGUGUUGUAUCUUUUGCUCUGCCGUGUGGAGGUGAUGUCUGUGUUGUUUCUCGACGGGGUUUUCCGCUUUAGUCCGAGUGCCACCGUGCGAGGCUGCUGCUGCUGCUGCUGCCGCGUGUUUAGGGUUUAGCGUUCGUGUCGCCUGUUUGAGCGCAGAGCUCCACGGACAAUCAGCCAAUCAACGUUUGCACUUACGUGGCUUCUUUCGUUUUUAUAUUGUGUUUGCCAUCAUUUGCGAUUUGAUAUUCGGUGUUGCAUUCUAUUAUUAUUAUUUGUUGAUAUUUUAUGAGCAGACGACUGUAAGACAGAAUGAAAUACAGUCUUUAACUUUUUUUGUUUCGGAUGUAAAUUGUGCCUUUAUUUUCCAUCAUUUUCAUUUGUAUAAUAUGACUUUAAUGGGGUUUUUUUUCUCCAGCCGUACAAUGACUGAAGUGGUUUUCCUGUCAAGUGUUCAUAAAAGCUGUCAGUAAUGCCCCACCUUUUUUUUGGGGGGGGGGGGGGAUCAUCUUGUGAAAGCAGCACGACCUAAUGAAGUCACUGUUUUUACUGAAGCACACAUUGCACACACUCGGGUUGAUGGACCACAACUGCAAGCCGCAAAUGCUUACACAUCUGGUGAGCAAAUAACUGAGACAGCAGCACAAGUGACAGAUGGACCCAACGCAUUUGAGGCGUCGGUGGCAACUUGGCUGCCGUUACGCAGUGGCAUUAAUCCCGGGUGGGUCCGGUGGGAGAGGAUCAGGUGGGAGAGGAUCAGGUGGGAGAGUGACGGCUUUAAUCCAGAUGUUUGGACACUCACAGACCACAACCGCUUGAGGUUGUCUGCCGACUGUGCAUCCUCUGGGGGGGGGGGGGGGCUGGCAGGAGGCAGGAAGCAAGCCCGAGGCACAACAUUUGUCACGAUCAUUCCGACUUUAAAUUCAACUUGUUCUGCCGUGAAGUGACCGGAUCAGAGCGAUACCUUUGUUAGUGGCAACUAACGAAAAGGGCCUGUCCAUUUCUUGUAGGCAUGUUACAAGUAAUCGCUUCACCCUCGGAUGAAUUAUCAAACGCAAAAACCCCCCUUAACAAAAAUUAAUUUUGGUUUAUUGUGAGUCUGUGAGUAAAAUAAAAGCCCCCGAAUGUGUUGAAGAAAUGUCAUUAUACUUUCAUAGCAUUCGUAUUAAAGCAUAGCAGUCCACUAGAGUGGACAUUAAGCAUCAGAGGGUUAAUAUGAGUUAUUACAAUCACAAUACAUGCUUGUAAGAAAGAAUAAUUAUACAGCCCUUGGUCUAUCCUCUGCUGGACGAAGGCAUCUCCACACCGCCGCAUCGCCCACGGGAGUUGUUGGACCAUACUUCACCACGCUGGUCAGUGCAGGUUGGUGAAGUGGGUGGGGCCCAGGACCGGUGCAGAUAUCAUUCGUCACUGACGUUAGCCAUUGACAGGAAUCAAACUCAGAACGCCAGAUUCAUAGCCCAGUGAGCUAACAACUGCACCACCACUCCACGCCCAAUUUUUUUUUUAUCCAAUCACAUGGAAAUUCAAUUCAAGUGAUACAUUUAGGCUGAUGGAACACCUUGACACAGUGCAAAAAGAAUGUACAAGAAAACUGAUGCUGAUGAUUUAUCUAAAUGAGGGAUAAAUUAAUCUGGAAUCAAAUCCUGACAUUGCAUAAAAUGGUGAGGUUAGGAAAAUUGUUCCAUACAUAUUGUAACCUCGGAAAUAACCCUCUGAUAACAUUUGAUACCGUGCAAACUUCCUGAAGGGGUGAAGGCACGUCACUGUUUUGCUUUGAUCCACCCAGCGUUGAGAAGCCUGGCCGAUGAGCCGACGCGAGAGAGGAACGAGGAUCUGGCACUGGCCUCGCCCAAAUGCCUUCGACUGAAAGACGUCGACCUGUCACGAACCCAUUCGCCAAUCGCCACCGCAGGUCCAAGACUAGCGAGGAGUUGACGUUGGGACUGAAUGUUAACAAUCGUAGUUACGCAGAGAAGGCGACGGUUGUGGGUGAUAAGUUCGACAGUUUAUCAGCAAUGGCUGUGAAUAACGAGCCAUGGUUGUUUGUGUAGCAGAACAUGAUUUUGGUUCUGUAUAUACUGUACGUUGAACUUUUUUCGUACCGCACGUAGCCAACCGUGCUAAUAGGAGGUGCUGGGGAAGGACAACGAACUAAACACAACAACAAAAAACAAUUAUGUUAGCAACACGUGCUUAAUGACUGCAUUCGUGUUAGUUUAAAUUACCCUCGUUCCGUACUACUAGUCUUCUGAUUAAUUGGGCAUUUGUUCACAAUGCAAUCUCUAUUGUAAUUACAGCCUCGUUCUGGUUUACAUCCAUUAAAGCCAUUGGCAGUUGUAUUGUGAAUUUGCCGUUGUGGGGUGUAGGUGUACGUGAUCAAGUUACAUUCGAUAUGCUCGAGUUUGUGUAAGAUGCAACCGUGCUCUGACAUUUGGUGUUAAAUGUUUGAUACCCAAUCAAUGACUCGAGCCUUUUUGAUUUCGAAACGCUCCAUAGCUUACCGCGAAUAGGGCUGCCAAGCAUUCCAAGCUGAAACACGACGUGAGAAAUACCCCUGGCUAAACAUUGAACUCCGUUUGCGCGGUAAGCCGAUACUUAAUAUUAUUGAGCACAAAUCUUCACGCAGUUGGUGGCCUAGCUGCAUAAAUAACCCACCUUAUAUUUUAAUGAGAAAUUAAAGAAUCCAUUCCAGUGAAGGCGUCUUCUUCAAGCAGCCACAGAGUCACACGGGGACAUUAAAACGCUUGUUUUUGUGAAAAGUCGGGUGAGAUGGUUUUGUGUAAUUUACAGGCAAAUAGUGGCCGAUGCAUUAUUUUGUUCAAUAACAAAGUGUUGAUUCAUUGCGUAAAAUCGAUUUAACUAUCAAUGCAUGCAUAAAAUUGAGCACGAAUUUAUGAUUUCCCAUUUAUGCCAAUUGUUUUACAAAUAAUCAACAACACUGCUGUAAUGGUGCAAUUUAGGAUAACAGUAGAAACGAAACUAUUACACACAAGAUGUAAUUAAUUUGGGAAAAUACAAAGGAGAAGGUAACAUUUUUACACAUUUUAUUCUUAAAUAUCACCACGACACGACAGUUAAUGGCAUCGCUCGUGGGAGCUGAAGCUGAACUUAGAAAGUCGUUGAGGGCCAAACGAUCCGGACAAUUAUCAAGAUUCAUAUCCAUUCAAUAGAGCGACCUCUGGUGGCUGUGGAAAUCACAUGGACCCAUUACAUACAACGUGAUUGGAUGCACGAUUGGAAAAACUGAUUUGAGUAUGAAUCGAUACAUUGUUGCAGCUCCACUCGUGAUCAGCUCAUCGCCAAACUCGACUGCAAUGCACAGUGUGUUCCUGCAAACGCAGCUUAUGACUAAAUUUAGGGCAAAAAACUGUUGUGACUGUUACCAUUUUUUUUUAAUCUCUGAAAGGUAUUGUGUGAUUUUUAUUUGAGCAAGGGCCGCUGAGAACUAUGCGAGUUAAUUUGAAAGUGUCACCUGCGAUAAGAAAAGAAACCCCGUGUUUGUUUACUCCCUCUCUCUUUCCCUCUACUCCCUAUUUUUUUUAUUUAUUUCAUGCGUAAUGUUAUCGACCAUUCAAAAGGAAACGACAAUCUGAAUCUGCUGAUGUAGCGUGGCACCUAGCGGACGGGUGUGCCCACGACUCGCGCGGCGAGUAAGCUGUGAUCACAGCAAGCGGCGCGACUCUCUCCGCCUGAGUGAAGCCUCACCGAUGGCACGAACCGAUUUUCCUCGUUCAUAUUGGGGCUCGUUUUAAUUAUUUAACGAUGACAAAAAGUACCGCUUCUUUUGAGAAGUCCAUCGGGUCAUUUGGACAAUCCGCCUCCUACCAUGGGAAUGUGGAAUUUCGACCACCGACCGGCUCAGGGCCCCCAACAAAGAUGAGUGCCACCAACGCAGCUUCAGCGGGUCACAGGACUCGCGUUCAGUUGGCUCCGACCUUCGCUUAUUUUGACCAAUAAAAUUGCAUUCGCAUGUAAUUGUGCACGUGGGAGGACAACCCAGAGUGCCCGGAGAAACUCCACGCAUACGAGGAGCGAGACGGAUAGCUAGACACCCCUCUCUCCCCCCAAUAGAAAAUGCAUAUCUCAAACUCACAUGCUCUCUGAAUAGAGCUACGGGCAAUGCUUGCGGCAAACGACAGGAUGAGGCUUGUAGUAGUGUGGGCCUUUGUCGAUUAACUGCGAUCACCCUUUCGUGUACAAAGCACAAGGCAUAUGAACGUAUGGACUCGAGCCCACUUAAAGGGCCUUAGGAGCAAACACCACACUCUUUAACUGCCUUUCUGGGUCUUUGCUUAAAAAUAAUACCUUGCACAAUUUCUGCUGGUCAAAACUCGGCCAGCGGGGUAAGAUACAAUUAGAUUAUAUAUUAAAUAUGAUAAUAAUAAUGAAAAGUAUACGUAUAUUAAAAAAAAUAAUUAUAUAUUAUACACACACCGAGAGGUUGUGGACAAAUGGCCGGGAGAAAAUAUUUACAAGUUAGACGUAUUAACUGUACAGAUACAAAAAAAAUGAAGCACAGAUGAGUAGUUGAGCGUAGCGCGGGUUCAGCUUUGUGUGUGUGUGUUGCGGUGUCUCGCGUGCGCGCGUGCGCGUGCAUCAGCGCGCGUGCCCGUGUGUGCGUGUGCAGCAUGUCAACGAACACAGCCAACGGCUGGUCGUGUUGCGGGCUGCUGCGUCUAUGUUGUGUUGUUUUGUUUUUCUCUAUGGGAAUGUGGACGCUGGGCGAAUGGGGAUGAUGUCCGGGCAGUUCUGUAAUAUCGUUGUGAGAUGGUAAAAAGGCGACGUUGUGUUACUUUUGUCUUUUCGAUGUCGCUAGCCCUCCGAACGUGGGAUUCUUUACUGAGGUGGUGUCAAAACUAUGUUCUGUGUUGCAAAAGAAAAUCACGCAGGUGACCCAUCCGUUCAUUCACCUGUUUGGUUUCAUAGGGCUGUAGGGACGAGCGCUCUGUGAACGAGCGCCUAUUUAGGCUAGCACGGCACAAGUGAUGGGGUUUGUUUGGGCAUUCGGUGUGAAUAACUUUACAUCGAUUGAUGUAUGUCGAUGUUUAUGCUUGCGAUAGAUACCUACAUCGAAUCGCGUAUUACGUUUUUUCUUCUUCUUCUUCUUCUUCUUCCUCUUCUUCUUCUUCCUCCUCUUCUUCUUCUUCUGCUUCUUCUUCUUGUAGUUACUAAAUUCGCGUAAGCCCUGCAGCCCCAAGAGGUGCUAACCAUUCGAAGAUAAUAUAAUGGUAUCGCUACCCUGAGACGAGUAACCCACUGAAUCGUGCGGGAAGAAAUUGGUUAGAGCCCUAAUGGCCAACAGAAUAGCUUGAUUGACAGUGGGAUCCAAUAAAUAUUCGGAUGGCGAAUGAUAAUUGCCACCGGGCACGGUGGCCAUUCGGACGCAGGUCGCCAUACGCGCAGCGCAAUGCGCUCAAGCACUGCAAAGCACCCCCGCUUCACGCAACCACGAGCGCGCGCACAAGAACGCCGGCACGCGGACGCUUGCUGACCUCAACCUGGCACACCACAUUGCCUCGUUGUCAGCAUCCGCGAUGAGGGACAUGGCUCCAGGGUUCGAGCUGACCCGCCACUGAGCGUGGUGUGCUCAUCGUUGGCCCGGUCGUGUUGCAAGCACGGUGGUCCGCUCGUGCUGAGCGGACCACCGUGCAUCUCUGUCGGCCUCAAUGCUGUCAGACGUGCAAAAAAAAAAAAACAACCACGCAAUACACACAAAGGAAAUGUCACGUAAAUGCUAGGUAUGACAAAAAGAUAAAAAAAAAGUGUGAAAAGGUGUUCAAAACGAGACACGCAAAAAAAAAACAGAGAAACCGAAUUCCAAUUGUUAUCGUGAGGUGCGCUGUGUAUUAUGUGGUCUGUACAUUUCAAUGUUUGCUAGGACAUUCGCUUUGUGCAGAAUUCGCACGCAGUCUGAGCUGACAGUCGAUGGCUACCCUAGGUUGUUUUAUAUAUAUAAGAUGUGCGGCGAUCGAUCAUCCCUUGCAAGACUCCCCCCUCCCCAUGUAUGGAGUUCAAGCAGGGUGGGAGUAGGGGCCUUGUGAGCAAACAUGCACCCCCAAUGAAAUCUCCGGAACUCCCACUCAACCCCGAACACAAUACAAAUAAAUGUAAGCUAAGGAUAACGAUGCUCGUGAA
Petromyzon marinus (sea lamprey) is the source of this 14451-nucleotide messenger RNA. RefSeq names its product caskin-1-like. NCBI's taxonomy places the organism in Eukaryota, Metazoa, Chordata, Hyperoartia, Petromyzontiformes, Petromyzontidae. Gene Ontology annotation, molecular function: protein binding. The record is from RefSeq and is a predicted model, not a curated record.